CGCGAACCAAGAACUCUCCCCCUUUGAAAUUUAAUGGAAGAUGAUUGCCUGAGCAAGAGGUAUAGAGGAGCACGCCAGCCAGGGAAUCAUUUCCCUAUGACCUUACAUAAUACAUUGUGUAAUUAGCCUGCGACACUGCCAAUUCUCGAAACCAUCUUCGGGAGUCCGGGACUACAUGUAUGAAAAAAAAAAAAAAAAUUGCAUUUAGCGGUGAUCCUAUAGGAAAAUCAGGGUUAGGGUUUUUUAAAUCGAUAGGAUCAAUUCUGAUUGAUUUCAAAUUCAAUUCAAUCCAAUGCCGAUCAGAAUCGGCCAGAUCGGAUCGAAUUCUGUACGAAAUUAGGGUAAGGGUUUUUCCUAACAGAUCCCUACCGAUUUUGGAUCGAUUCUGAUUGAUUUCAAUUCAAUCCUGUCCCGAUCAGAAUCGGCCAGGACCGAUUUGGUCCCAAUUCCGAUCGACAGAGAUCUAGCCAACCCCAUGUCGGUGGAACGAUCUAGGAGAUCUGCGCGUCGCUGGAGUCUCUAUCGUUGCCUCUUUGUGACACGUGCAUUGUGACGAGCAGCUUCUCUUCGAAGCUACAAAAGUUCAACUCGCUGGGUAAGGGUUAAGAUUCACAAAUCUGAAAGCACCCCAAUGGCGCCAAAAUCAAGAAAGAAGAAGGAGCUCCCUCGUUCUCCAGAGCAACCGGGAAUGUUUGAGGGAAUGGUAGUCUUCUUGGUUGUAAACGAAGUACAGCCACGCAGAUUACAGAUAUGGAAACAGAAGCUGGUGCAGAUGGGAGCUACCAUUGAGGAUCGCCUUUUAAAGAGGGUUACUCAUAUUUUUGCUAUGAACUCCAGAGCCCUUCUAAAGCAAGUGGAUCGGGAUUGGUUGACGUGCUUUAGAGGGAGUUUACUCCUUUACCAGUGGUUGGAGGAAAGCUUGAGAUUAGGAGAAAAAGUGCCUGAGGAUUCCUACAGUCUAAAACUGGAUUCUGAAGGGGGGGAGGAGGAAAAAUAUUUAGAGGCAAUCUCAUCUGAAUCAGUGAAUGACAACAAUUUGGGUGGUGGUAAACCUUCCCCUUGCAAAAAGGUCAGAUUGGCUCCUGGGGAUUCAAAUGUUGCAAGUCUAGUGAGUGGGGAAGAUAAUAGAAAAGUUCCUGGAGAUGAGGCACCAAAUACUACUGGAGGUUCCGAUGACUCCACUCAUUAUACAUCAAGUCCAGAAAAUUGUAGUCAAUAUAUUCCUGAUGCUUCAAAUAGGAAUAUUAGUUCUUCAGAGUUAUCCCUGGACUAUAGUCCGCCUGAUUUAAAUAGGAAUAUAACUGAGAUAUUUGGAAAACUUGUCAACAUAUACAGAGCCCUAGGUGAUGACAGGAGGUCGUUUAGUUAUUACAAAGCCAUUCCAGUGAUUGAGAAGUUGCCUUUCAAGAUUGAAAGUGUUGACCAGGUCAAACACCUGCCCUCGAUUGGGAAGUCAAUGCAGGACCAUAUUCAUGAGAUAGUGACUACUGGCAAGUUGUCGAAGUUGGAGCACUUUGAGACGGAUGAAAAGGUGCGGACAAUCUCUCUCUUUGGGGAAGUUUGGGGUGUUGGUCCAGCUACUGCUCUGAAACUCUAUGAGAAAGGACACCGCUCACUGGAUGAUCUGAAGAAUGAGGAUACCUUAACAAAUGGACAGAAGAUAGGGUUGAAAUAUUUUGACGAUAUCAAGACGAGAGUUCCACGCCAUGAGGUUCAAGAAAUGGAUUUGCUUUUACAGAAAGCUGGAGAAGAUGUAUUGCCCGGGGUAGUUGUUGUAUGUGGAGGAUCAUACAGACGUGGAAAGGCUACAUGUGGUGAUCUAGACAUUGUAAUUACACAUCCCGAUGGAAAAAGUCAUAAAGGAUUUUUAAGAAAAUAUGUGAAGCAUCUGAAAGAUAUUGGAUUUUUAAGGGAGGAUUUGAUCUUUGGCAUUCACAGUGAGGAGGAUACUGAUUCAGGGGUUGACACAUACUUUGGUCUUUGUACAUAUCCUGGUCGAGAACAACGACAUCGGAUUGACCUCAAGGUGUAUCCAAGGGAUAUAUAUGCAUUUGGAUUAAUAGCAUGGACAGGAAAUGAUGUACUCAAUAGGAGGUUAAGGUUAAUUGCAGAUUCAAAAGGCUACCGGCUUGAUGAUACAGGGCUCUUUCUGGCCACUCAGGGUUCUGGAGGGAAACGGGGUGCAAGAUCUAGCAUGAGUUUGAGCUUUAAAACAGAAAAGGAAGUGUUUGAUUUCUUGGGAUUUCCUUGGCUUGAACCUCAUGAAAGGAAUUUGUAAAUGGUCUUGAAUAAUAUAUUUUGUAUGUGUAUAGGCGUCCUUGUAAAGUUCUACCGAAGAGUAGAAAAAAAAACCUGGUCUUUGUUGCAGAGUCGUAGACACAACCCUUGUUUUGUUGCUGACAUUUGGGCCUUUGGCUCAUCAAUACUCAAUUGUCCACACAAUCCUUUCUCUUUUGAAA
Messenger RNA from Macadamia integrifolia, 2459 nucleotides. Its product is annotated as DNA polymerase lambda. Gene Ontology annotation, biological process: double-strand break repair via nonhomologous end joining. Gene Ontology annotation, molecular function: DNA-directed DNA polymerase activity; DNA binding. Gene Ontology annotation, cellular component: nucleus. The coding region runs from base 632 to 2278 and encodes 548 amino acids. The transcript is spliced from 15 exons. Lineage: Eukaryota; Viridiplantae; Streptophyta; Magnoliopsida; Proteales; Proteaceae. The record is from RefSeq and is a predicted model, not a curated record.